Rattus rattus (black rat) is the source of this 1896-nucleotide messenger RNA. RefSeq names its product proline rich and Gla domain 3 (gene Prrg3). The record is from RefSeq and is a predicted model, not a curated record. The coding region runs from base 120 to 815 and encodes 231 amino acids. Gene Ontology annotation, cellular component: extracellular region. The transcript is spliced from 3 exons. Lineage: Eukaryota; Metazoa; Chordata; Mammalia; Rodentia; Muridae. Gene Ontology annotation, molecular function: calcium ion binding.
GCUGCUUUGACCUUUUAGCCAGGUUGGUGGGAGGUCACAUUCUAUACCCCAGAGGGUUUCACCAUGACUUUCUUUUCUCCCUUGACAGCCAAGUGAGACAGUGCAGCUGAGGAAGCAUCAUGGCUGUGUUCCUGGAAGCUAAGAAUGCCCAUGCAGUCCUGAAACGGUUCCCCCGUGCCAAUGAGUUUCUGGAGGAGCUACGUCAAGGCACCAUUGAGCGGGAGUGCAUGGAAGAGAUCUGCAGUUAUGAAGAGGUCAAGGAAGUAUUUGAGAACAAAGAGAAAACGAUGGAGUUUUGGAAGGGAUACCCAAAUGCAGUCUACUCAGUCCGAGAUCCCUCGCAGAGCUCAGAUGCCAUGUAUGUGGUGGUACCCCUUCUGGGGGUAGUCUUGCUGAUUGUCAUUGCCUUGUUUAUCAUCUGGAGGUGCCAGCUGCAGAAAGCAACCCGUCACCACCCCUCCUAUGCUCAGAACCGGUACCUAGCCAGUCGUGCUGGGCACAACCUCCCCCGAGUCAUGGUGUACAGAGGCACUGUGCAUAGCCAGGGAGAGUCUUCUGGGCACCGUGAGACAGGCAAUAACCCACAGAUAGUUCUGGGGCCCAGCCGGGGAGGCAGAACAACUGUCAGACUAGAGAGUACCCUCUACCUCCCUGAGCUCUCUCUCUCCAGACUAUCCAGUGCUACCCCUCCCCCCUCCUAUGAGGAGGUGACUGCACCCCAAGAGGCCACCAGUGAGGAGGCCAGUGUCUCUUACAGUGACCCUCCCCCAAAGUAUGAAGAGAUUGUGGCAGCCAGCCCCAGUGGAGACAAGUAGCUGAGCACAGGCCCUGGCCUGUAUAAAAGCCUCUGCCAGAGGUAGCCUGCUUCCUUUUGGACUUCUGAAAGACUGUGCCACCACAAAACAGCCUUAGCCUCCUUGUUGCCAAAUAAUUCCCUAAUUGUGGAUUUGUAGAAAGUAAGUUGGUAGAAACAGUUGGUGUGUGUAUGUGUGUGUGUGUGUGUGUGUGUGUGUGUGUGUGUGUGUGUGUGUGUCAGGGGUCGGGGGGCAUGGCAGUGCAUGACCACCCCCCAUGGGAAGAGCUACAGACUUGAGAGUCCAGGUCUUCCAGACCUCCUCCACUGCCACCAAGUCCCCACUAUCCUGUCCUCUCAUUAGGGACCAGCUUCUCUUAUGCCAAAGGACCCAUCCCAUAGCAUUGAUUGUGGUUAGAAUGACCACAGGCUCAUUCUAACCCUGGGGUUGUGGGACUGUCUGGGGACCCCUGUCUGUCUGGGUAUCUAGGUCACAGAGAAGAGGGGGUCAAGCCAGCCAUACAGUUUCUCUUUUCUCAACAGUUCCAUUCUUCCUGUUCUCACUUAUGAGAACAGAAAUAAUGAUUGAACUAGGAACAAAACACAAAUCAUAACAAAUAAUGAACCAUAGAUGAAAACUAUAGACCCUGGACCAUCUGGAGCCCUCCAAAAGACAUCAAUUGAACAGACCUUGGCACAGCCUUCCUCCAACACCCACCCCUGUGCUCCUGACCAGGGUGAAAUCUAUGUGGAGAGCAACUUGGCAGGAGGACAGGGCAAGGGAGGGAGGAGGGAAGGGGCUGGGUGGCAGGCUCCUUUUUUCCAGACCAAUCAAGGGGCCCACUUGAACUCUGUCAUCUUGUUUCUGAUGUGUACCAGCUGUGUUAAACCACUCCCCACUGGCAUUAGCCCAGGUGUAGCCCUGGAGUACUCUGUUGUGGGGAAACUGAUAACCCCUUCCUUCAUGGAGUCCAGGGCCUCUCCCUGGCUAUUACAGACUGGCACAGAGAGCUCAAGAUUCUUCCUUUGUGGGAUUGAUCAAUCCAUAGGAUAGUUAAAACCAUGAGCUCCACCUCCUUGGCACUGUGCUAUCUGGCUUUGAA